CGCCGGCCCCCGUCGGCUGCUCCCGCCGCGCCCGGGUCUCCGCCCGCAGCCGCCCGAGCCCGCCGGGCUGUGAAUGAAAGGCAGGCGCGGCCCGGACUAGCUGCCAGCGACGCGGCGACGCCGGCCUCUCGGGAGGCGCGCUCCCCGCGGAGAUGUACGGUGUGUGCGGGUGCUGCGGUGCCCUUCGUCCCAGGUACAAGAGGCUGGUGGACAAUAUCUUCCCGGAAGACCCUGAGGAUGGUUUGGUGAAGACCAACAUGGAGAAGCUCACUUUCUAUGCCCUCUCGGCCCCAGAAAAGCUGGAUCGAAUUGGUGCCUACCUCUCAGAGAGGCUCAUCCGAGACGUGGGUCGCCAUCGCUACGGGUACGUGUGUAUCGCCAUGGAGGCGCUGGACCAGCUGCUCAUGGCCUGCCACUGCCAAAGCAUCAACCUCUUCGUGGAAAGCUUCCUUAAAAUGGUGGCCAAGCUUCUGGAGUCGGAGAAGCCGAACCUGCAGAUCCUCGGCACCAACUCGUUUGUGAAGUUCGCCAAUAUCGAAGAGGACACCCCAUCCUAUCACAGAAGCUACGACUUCUUUGUGUCCCGAUUUAGUGAAAUGUGCCACUCAAGCCAUGAUGACUUAGAAAUCAAGACCAAAAUUCGAAUGUCGGGCAUCAAAGGCCUGCAAGGGGUAGUGAGGAAGACGGUGAAUGAUGAACUGCAGGCCAACAUCUGGGACCCACAGCACAUGGACAAGAUCGUGCCGUCCCUGCUCUUCAAUCUGCAGCAUGUAGAAGAGGCAGAGAGCCGGUCUCCCUCGCCCCUCCAAGCGCCAGAGAAGGAAAAGGAGAACCCAGCAGAGCUGGCUGAGAGGUGCCUGAGGGAGCUGCUGGGCCGGGCAGCCUUUGGCAACAUCAAGAACGCCAUCAAGCCUGUUCUCAUCCACCUGGAUAACCACUCUCUUUGGGAACCCAAGGUGUUCGCCACCCGUUGCUUUAAAAUCAUCAUGUACUCGAUUCAGCCGCAGCACUCCCACCUGGUCAUCCAGCAGCUCCUGGGCCACCUGGACGCCAACAGCCGCAGCGCGGCCACUGUGCGCGCCGGCAUCGUGGAGGUCCUAUCGGAAGCGGCGGUCAUCGCCGCCACCGGCUCCGUCGGGCCCACAGUGCUGGAGAUGUUUAACACCCUGCUGAGGCAGCUGCGGCUCAGUAUCGACUACGCGCUCACCGGGAGCUACGACGGCGCCGUGAGCCUGGGCACCAAGAUCAUCAAGGAGCACGAGGAGCGCAUGUUCCAGGAGGCCGUCAUCAAAACCAUCGGCUCCUUCGCCAGCACGCUGCCCACCUACCAGCGCUCAGAGGUGAUCCUGUUCAUCAUGAGCAAGGUCCCGCUGCCUUCCCUGCAUCACCCCGUAGAGACUGGACGGACAGGGGAGAACAGGAACCGGCUGACCCAGAUUAUGCUGCUGAAAUCUCUCCUUCAGGUCUCCACAGGUUUCCAGUGCAACAACAUGAUGUCAGCCCUGCCCAGCAACUUCCUUGACCGCCUUCUCUCCACCGCCCUCAUGGAGGAUGCAGAGAUCCGCCUCUUCGUCCUCGAGAUUCUCAUCAGUUUCAUUGAUCGUCAUGGCAACCGCCACAAGUUCUCUACCAUCAGCACCCUUGGUGACAUCUCGGUCCUGAAGUUGAAAGUGGACAAGUGCUCCCGGCAGGACACUGUCUUCAUGAAGAAGCAUUCCCAGCAGCUCUACAGGCACAUCUACCUGAGCUGUAAGGAGGAAACCAACACCCAGGAGCACUUUGAAGCACUCUACGGCCUGCUGGCACUCAUCAGCAUCGAGCUGGCCAACGAGGAGGUGGUGGUAGACCUCAUCCGACUGGUGCUGGCUGUUCAGGACGUGGCCCAGGUCAAUGAAGAGAAUUUGCCCACCUAUAACCGCUGUGCGCUCUACGCUCUGGGUGCGGCCUACCUGAACCUCAUCAGCCAGCUCACAACGGUGCCUGCCUUCUGCCAGCACAUCCAUGAGGUAAUAGAGACCAGGAAGAAAGAGGCGCCAUACAUGCUUCCUGAGGAUGUGUUUGUGGAAAGACCCAGGCUGUCUCAGAAUCUCGACGGGGUGGUGAUUGAGGUUCUUUUCCGCCAGAGCAAAAUCAGUGAAGUCCUGGGAGGCAGCGGCUAUAAUUCGGACAGGCUCUGCCUGCCCUACAUCCCUCAGCUGACAGAUGAAGAUCGCUUGUCCAAGAGGAAGAGCAUUGGAGAGACCAUUUCCCUUCAGGUCGAGGUAGAAUCGAGGAAUAGCCCAGAGAAGGAAGAGCGAGUGCCUGCCGAAGAGAUCACCUAUGAAACACUAAAGAAGGCCAUCGUGGACAGUGUGGCAGUUGAGGAACAGGAGCGUGAGCGGCGCCGACAGGUCGUAGAGAAAUUCCAGAAGGCCCCGUUUGAGGAGAUCGCAGCCCACUGUGGGGCCCGGGCAUCACUGCUGCAGAGCAAACUCAACCAGAUCUUUGAAAUCACCAUCCGGCCCCCUCCGAGCCCUUCUGGAACCAUCACUGCAGCCUACGGCCAGCCGCAGAACCACUCCAUCCCUGUCUAUGAGAUGAAGUUCCCUGAUCUGUGUGUGUACUGAAUCGCAAGAGAAUGAAGUCAUCAGAGGACACAGUGUGUGGGCGCACCACCCUCCUGCCCACUGUCACCCUGUGGAGAUCUAGCUGGCACAGCCGAGAGGUAGUCACCUUGGACUGUGGCUCUUCCCAAGUUGAGCAAAAGGUGGAGCCUGUUGUCCUCUGUGGUCCUCCUGCCUCCUCCUCAUCUUCCAUGAGGAAGUUCCAGCCACUGCCCUCUGGGGCUAAUAAGCACCUCACCUGUCUUCUCUUUUGUAUCAGCCAGGGUCAGAGAAUCAUGAGGGUGUCUCUGCUGAGAAGCAGAGGGGCCUGGGGAGCUUCCCUUGGGGAUGUGUCUAUGAGGGAUUCUCAGCCACCCCCAAGGAAAGGAGCCUGAUGAAGGAUGAAGACGUGAUUGGUCUAAGGAAGGCAUAGGUGGCACUUGGGGAAACUGAGAAAAGCCCUCCCCCAAUAAAGAAGUGACAGUGUGAUUGCUCAAAGGUGAUAUGUGCUCCCACCUCUUAAGCCUCGGGUGUCUUUUCCAGCCUCUUGUUUCCUCUCCAGUUGCCUGUGUUUCUUUUUCUACGGUUGAUGAAUGCUGAGCACUUAGAGCAGGAGCUUGGGUUAGAGAUGCUGGAGGCAGCAGGGCUAGCGGAAGAGCAACCGGCUGAGGGUGGAGGGGGCAGGUUCUCCCAGGCUGGGCAGCAUCGCAAAGCACAAAUGUGGCAAGUCUGUCUCCUGGCUGCUUAGCAGCUUCUCACUUUCUCUGUCCAGAGGACACUUGUGGUAGAUCUUCUCUGGUUCUCUCUGUGUGUCUUGGAAGUUUCCUGGGGUGUUAAGUUCGGUCCCUGAUGGCUUUGUCUCCACAGUCUCUGGGUUGAGAGAAAGCUGAGCAAGCUAGCUGGUUCUGAAAAAGGAGGAGAAAGCGCCCGAGCCCUGAGGCCUCCUCCCAUGGAAGAUGCUCUCAACAGAAGUUAGGAGUGGGAGGAGCAGUUGAGCAAGUGGUACUUUGGGAUUCAGAGAAAGAAAGAUUUAACAGCCAGGACUGAAAAUGGUACUUUCCCUCUCUGGGCAAAGUCUGCGACACUGGGGACAACUGGCCUUGGGAGUGGCCUGGGUAGAGGUGAUAGAAAUUCCUGUGGCUUCCAUCUUCCCUAUAGGCCACCUGCCUGUGCCUGUGUGACUUGUGUGUGCUGGGAGCAGCUGGCCCAGGGACUGGGUGGGUGCCAAAAAGGCUGUCUUCUUUGACCUUUGUCCUUGUCAAACCCUUUCCUGAUGCUCCUCUUGGUGUCUUCCUGCCUCCCAGGAUGUCCAGCAGCUUCCCAGGCCUCCUCCAGUGGGAACACCCCACGGCCCAGGAUAGUCCCUUCUUUCCCCUUCAGACUUCAAUGGGUUUUCUGAGUUCUUUUCCUCUCAGGCCCAAUGUUACUGCAGAGAUUUUGCCCCUUAGAAUGGGGGAGCAGCUCUGUUGAGCUGCAGGAACCCGGUCUAGAGUUUUAGUUGUAGGCGGUGUGGCCUGGGGUCAGAAAGGAGCCAUUUUUGCUAAGGAGGCAGUAGGCUUCCCAGGACACUCUGGAUCACAGCCCCGCAUGGUGGCAACCUGCUCACUGGGACAGGUGGAACAUCCGGAAUUAGAAGGAUGGGAGCACAGGCACUUCCCUGUUGCACACGUGGUAAAUGUCACAGGCGGGACUCUUUGUACCCUGUCUCCAUAGUGUCCUCACUUGUGAUGCGACUCUUUCCCAUGGUCCCUGCACCGAGUUCUAGGCUCAUGGCUUCAGCAUGGCCUGCAUGGUCUCAGGUGCCUGAGGAUGACACGCACCCCUGCCAACCGCACAGCUUUGGAGCUCUGUGGCUGUUGCUUAACCCAACUUUAUAAGCAUGGCCCGAGGUUUCUCCUUGAUGUCUCUUUACUAAGAAGGCUCGUUUAAAAUAAGCAUGAAGGCAAGUAACCUUUUAGAAACUAAGAAAAUCUGAGCCUUGAGCUAAAAAAAAAAAAAAAAAAAAAGUCUUUCUUUACCUGCCCACAUCUUUUAUCCCAUACUUGGCUUGGGUAAGAGUCCCUCUGUUUCUUCAUUGUUCCCACUUGGCAUAAUUGCCCACCCCUGAGGUGCCCUGAGCCUAGUUGUGGAUUAGGAGAGCCACUUCCCUGGAGUCUUUUGAGAACCAGCAUCAGAACCAGAGGUCUACAGACCCACCCAGAUACUUUGGACCCUCACACCUUCCCUGGGACAGAGAAGGAAAGGGACAGAGUUCCAGUUCUGCAGGCUGCUCAGCAGGGACAUGCUGCUUUUAGAGGCUGGCCACUGUGUACCCUGUUCUUGGUAGGAUUAAUCUAGGCUUCUGUUCAGUAGGAUGUUGGGUUGCCUGUUGACAGGGGAUGGAAUCUGAUCUUGGCCAAGUACGUCUCGGAGUCAGAAUGGUGAUCAGGGGGGAGUCUGACCCUCUAUCACAGGGCCUGGGAGAGAGGCAACAGCACAGUGGCAUGAGCCAUGACAGGAGUCCAGGGCCCUUCCCAAGCCUCUGGUGUAUGUUAGCACAGUCUCGUGCCUUGUUCUGUUCACCUUCCCUGUUGUAAACAAGAAUCCAAAGGAGCCAGCAAACUCAUUAAGGCCAGCUGGUCCCCAUCUUCCUACCGUCAAAGCACCCAAGGUUUGAGCUUCGUAGGCAAGGGCCAGGGCCAGAGAGUGGCAUCCUGCUGACAGAAUGUAACAGGCGCGAAUGUGUCUGAGGCUUGGACAUUAACUUGUUUGAUCAUGAAGAGUGUAGAAAGUGGAUUAACAGAAAAUACCUGAUCCAGAAGCAGCUGCUGUUUUCCCUGUCCUGAGCCUGUUUCCUGUUUCCUUUGUACUUCGAAGCCUAGAACAGAUGGUUUCAUGACUCCUAAAUGGCAUCAUCAAAAAACCUAGAAAUGUCCUUUGUCUUUCCCCAACCAACACACAAAGCAGGGGAACGUGGGUGUGGGACCACUGACCCUGGUCAGAGCAGCCAUGUCCUAUAUGCCGCCUGUGGCCCACAGGGUGCAAUUCAGCUGGAGUAGCAUUUGGAAAAACCUGAAGGCUCCUCCAGAUUCCUUGGGGGUCCCGGGGUCAUGGUGCCUUCCAGUUGCCCUUUUGCUGCCGUCCUGCUGUGGAGAAUGCUGCUAAGAACUGAGCAGCUGGCUGUGUUCGGGUUUCUGGGGAAAAAGGGAGCCCUGAGCUGUGGGUCUAAAUGUUGUGCUCAAAAGCAGACUCAGAGGUGGAGGAGGGACGGAUCAAGUAGGCUGUGUCUGCUUCCCUUGACCUCCUCUGGAAAGCAGAGUACACUAAGGCACAGAUCCCAUUCUCUGGAAUCUGGGGUUAAGGUUCAGAGAAAACAGUCUGGUUGCUAUGACCCUAUCAUCCAGGCUGGGUCUAGAUCUAAACACUACAGAAGGGGAACCGUGGGAUGUCCUGUUCUUGAUCCUGUCUACCAGGGGAGUGAUAAGGAGAAGCCACGAGUGGCAGGAAAGACUUGAUGGCUCUGUUGGCUGCCCUUUGGCACCAGCCUGGCUCCUUCAGGGAGCGUGGGAUCUCCUGGGACCAGCACUUGCCCUUCUGGAACUCUUCAUGACUGUGGAUUCUGGCACAUGGAGUAUAAAACUGUGAGCUCAUGCUGUGCCCCAUCCAUCUCAAUGUGUCUGAGUCCUUUUGGACCUUCAUGACCUGGCUGAGUGUGUGUGCCUAUGUCUGUGCAUGUGUGUAAUGUAGUUUGUAGUUGCCAGCCUUGUGUAUAUAAUAGCUGACAUAUUUAUAUGUGAGUACAGAAUUGGCAUCUGUGGCAGUUUUCUGUAUUUUAAACUUGUUGGAUCAAAUUAAUUUUCCUUCCGGGUAGGGGGGUGUUGGAAGGCCUAUUCCAAAGUCAUUUUUUAGGACUAUUAGUCGUGGUUUCCCAAUGAGCCUUCAUGAUGCCCUUUUCAAAUAAAUGUUAAUGUUAUCACCAUA
Meriones unguiculatus (Mongolian gerbil) is the source of this 6542-nucleotide messenger RNA. RefSeq names its product EFR3 homolog B (gene Efr3b). Gene Ontology annotation, biological process: protein localization to plasma membrane. The coding region runs from base 153 to 2606 and encodes 817 amino acids. Gene Ontology annotation, cellular component: plasma membrane. The transcript has 23 exons. NCBI's taxonomy places the organism in Eukaryota, Metazoa, Chordata, Mammalia, Rodentia, Muridae. The record is from RefSeq and is a predicted model, not a curated record.